Molecule: messenger RNA, 678 nt
Organism: Ustilago hordei
Lineage: Eukaryota; Fungi; Basidiomycota; Ustilaginomycetes; Ustilaginales; Ustilaginaceae
Exons: 1
Coding region: 1-678 (225 amino acids)
Source: RefSeq, a predicted model, not a curated record
AUGGUCAUGCAGCCACUAAACGUGUGGCCUGCGUUGCUCAUUUCAUUUCUUCUGCUCCUCCCUUUCGCGGCAGCUACGAGCUUCUCGACUCUCAAUAUCGUUAGCGCCGAAGAUCUGCCCACCCACAUUAGCUCUACCAGCUCAGAUAUUGCGUGGCGUCGCGCACAAGCUACAGCCGAUGACGCCACUAGCCAUAUCAACUCUUUUCGUCCGUAUCCCGGUACUUCUGUGCCCGACACCGUCAUGCGCUAUCUCGUUCACGAACGUCACGGUAUCGACCACCACCUCCCCAUGUCCAUCCUUCCAGAGCAUCGUAUGACCCUUGAAAGCAAGGUGGACGAGCUGCUUUACGACCCGCGUCGACGCACACCUGUGUCCCACUUAAAGUACGAAGGUCAAACAUAUUUUCUCUUUCCCGCUUGGGACUUUCACGACUUAAAGUAUCCUCGUUGGUCGUGGCUCUGGAAAGAACCAGAGGGGAUUCGGUCGACACAAAUGCAGCCAUUCUUUCUGGCGAAAGUGAAUCUCUGGGAUCCGGAACGCAAAUACGAGCUGAUGGCGGUGAGAACAACAGCAACAGCGGAGGACAAGCAGUACUUUGCCGAUAGCUUGAAAUUGGUUCGUCGCAAAUUGAUGACUUUCCCGGAGCUACUGUAUCUUGCUGUUAGAGGCCACUGA